GAAAUCUAUGCGCUUCAUCUUCCUCGACGUCAUCCCCAUUUAUGUUUGUAGACGGGCUUACGGCGAGUCGACGUGCGAUCCGGAGGCGCGUUCUAGCUUGCGGGGUGAAGGGGUCAGGAGGUUGAUUCAGAGUAUUAGACGGGCAAACCGACCAGGACACCCCAAUAAUCGUCCUCCAAAUCAGGCGUCAUGCACCAGACAUCUCCGACGUACAUCCAGUCUGCGCUCUGCACAAUUCUCUUGGUCGCUCUAUCGAUGAUCACAGCACCAGCCACCGCCAUUCUUACAAUACUGGCUGGCACCUAUAGCUUUCUCAUCCACACACAUAUAUCUCCGACGCCCAUCAGGAGGACAGUUCUCAUCACAGGAGCCCGUAAUACGAAAUGCCUUUUUCUAGCUCGUGCAUUUCACCGCGAAGGGUGCCGCGUCGUCGUUGCUGAAGAGCCAGACUGGUUUCACCUCAACAUGACGCGCUUCUCCAGCUCCGUCGACAGCUACUACCGCCUUCCUGACCCUGGAGACUCCCCUGAAGCGUACAAGUCUGCCAUCUUGUGCAUCGUCGAUCGCGAGAAAGUGGAACUUUUCUUGCCGUGUUCCAGCCCGAGUUACACCAUCCUCGAUGCCGAAGUCGCUCUCGAUAUUGCCCGGAAUACAACGAAAGCCGCAUGCUCAUCAUUCAUUCCCCAUUCGACCCUCACAUCCAUCCUUCACUGGAAGCAUGACUUUAUCUCUCUCUGUUCGGAGUUGGGAAUGGUCGUCCCUGAGAGCGUACUCGUCUCAUCAGUACGUCAGGCGGCCGAGUUCCUCCAUUCCUCAACCCCGCAUCGCCGCAAUAAUCAGUACAUCACGAAAUGUCUCGCAUUCGAUGAUUUGGCGAGAACGGACAUGAUGCCUCUCCCACUCGCCACCAUCAAACAAACUGCAGACCAUCUUCACAAGCUUCCAUUGCCGAUCAGCGAGCGCCACACCUAUGUCGUUCAGCGCCUACUUUACGGCCCUGAGUACUGCACUCAUGCGGCCGUCAGAGAUGGGGAACUAGUCGCGUUUGUGACCUGUCGUAGUAGCGAUAUGCUCAUGCGAUACGUAGACGUGAAGUCCCAAUUUUCUGCGGGUUCAGAGCAGGAGAGGCGGAAAGAGUAUGCGGUCGGCGUACAGGCCGAGGAAUGGACCAAAACAUUCUUGCAGCGGUGGAAAGCCAAACUUCAGCAAGAGGCGGGAAACGGAGAAUCCUCGUUCACCACCGAGCUCACUGGCCAUUUCUGCAUGGAUUUCAUUUUGAAUGAAGCGGAUGGAAAGUUGUAUCCUAUCGAAUGCAACCCGCGUGCGCAUACGGCCGUCACGCUCUUCUCUUCCGUACGGGGCCUGGCUUCUCAUUACCUCGGUGCCACACCCGGUACCGCGCGUCCAUCACCGACGACUCCUCCCCAAUCGUGGAUCGCACAUAGUUUACCCCUCUCGCUUGCGUUGUUGCUGCCCACAAGUCUCGCCCGCAUCCUUCAUCCUUGCCUUUCAUCUACCUCUACCACAGCCCAAACACUCGAUCCGACGAUAUCACCGCAGCCCAAACAUUCUUCACCUCUCGAUGUCCUCUUGCAAUAUGCGCGGGGUGCGGAAGCAGACCCCGUUUGGGAUAUUCACGACCCUAUACCGUUCUUCGUGCUCGUCCAUCUCACAUGGCCCUGGGAGCUGUUGAAGGUCAUGGCGAGCGGGAAAGCGUGGAGCAGAAUCAAUGCGAGCACAAUGAGAGUUUGGGGAGCGAAAGCGGAGGAAACUGAAACGUCGGACUUGAAGUUGAAGUAGUCACUGGCAGCGUCGAAGCAGCCCACAGAAGAGAAUUGGUUAGGAAGAUUUAACGUUUGUGAUGAAGAUAUUUUGGAUGUGUAGCACGCCGUUGACAGUAAUGGAUUCC
This is a messenger RNA of Stereum hirsutum FP-91666 SS1, 1909 nucleotides long. RefSeq lists its product as uncharacterized. Lineage: Eukaryota; Fungi; Basidiomycota; Agaricomycetes; Russulales; Stereaceae. Bases 256 to 1800 code for a protein of 514 amino acids. The record is from RefSeq and is a predicted model, not a curated record. The transcript has 2 exons.